GCGGCCUGCGCGCAUGCGUGCACGCGGGCCCCGCCUUUUCUCACACCGCACCUUCCGCUACCCUGGUUACCGUUGGUGUUUGCGAAUUCCCAGCGGCAACUUAGUUGCGGAAGACCAGCGCCGCCGGGCUUCAGCUGCGGUUUGAUAGGCGCGCGCCCGCGUCACGUGGGCAAGGCUCCUGCUCGGUCGCUGGCGGGCCGCUCAGCCGGGAGGAAAGAAGCUUGUGGCUACCGCUCACCCUCCCACUGCGCCCUAGGGCUGGCGCGCGGAUAAAAAUGGCGAAGUGUGGGUAGCUGGCGCCAAACCCGAAGCGAUGGGGCGCGCAAGUGGGGCGGUGGUCGGAGACCCCUGAUGUAGGCGCCCGACUGUUCUCCGCGGCGAUUUGACUUGGUGACCUCAGGCCGGCGCCUAACAGGUCAGACCACGGACUCCGUGGGUCGCCGAGCGCCCCGCCGAGAGCCGGAGGCAAUGGAUGAACAGAGCGUGGAGAGCAUUGCUGAUGUUUUCCGAUGUUUCAUUUGUAUGGAGAAAUUGCGGGAUGCACGCCUGUGUCCUCAUUGCUCCAAGCUUUGUUGUUUCAGCUGUAUCAGGCGCUGGCUGACAGAGCAGAGAGCUCAAUGUCCUCAUUGCCGUGCUCCACUCCAGCUACGAGAACUAGUCAACUGUCGUUGGGCAGAAGAAGUAACACAGCAGCUUGAUACUCUUCAACUCUGCAGUCUCACCAAACAUGAAGAAAAUGAAAAGGACAAAUGUGAAAAUCACCAUGAAAAACUUAGCGUAUUUUGCUGGACUUGUAAGAAGUGUAUCUGCCAUCAGUGUGCACUUUGGGGAGGAAUGCAUGGUGGACAUACCUUUAAACCUUUGGCGGAAAUUUAUGAGCAGCAUGUUACUAAAGUGAAUGAAGAGGUAGCCAAACUUCGUCGGCGUCUCAUGGAACUGAUCAGCUUAGUUCAAGAAGUGGAAAGAAAUGUCGAAGCUGUAAGAAAUGCAAAAGAUGAGCGUGUUCGAGAAAUUAGAAAUGCGGUGGAGAUGAUGAUUGCACGGUUAGACACACAGCUGAAGAAUAAGCUUAUAACACUGAUGGGUCAGAAGACAUCUCUGACACAAGAAACAGAACUGUUGGAAUCCUUACUUCAGGAAGUAGAGCACCAGUUGCGAUCUUGUAGUAAGAGUGAGUUGAUUUCUAAGAGCUCAGAGAUCCUCAUGAUGUUUCAGCAAGUUCAUCGAAAGCCCAUGGCGUCCUUUGUUACCACUCCUGUUCCACCAGACUUUACCAGUGAAUUGGUACCAUCUUAUGAUUCAGCUACUUUUGUUUUAGAGAAUUUCAGUACUUUGCGCCAGAGAGCAGAUCCUGUUUACAGUCCACCUCUUCAAGUUUCAGGACUUUGUUGGAGGUUAAAAGUUUACCCAGAUGGAAAUGGAGUUGUUCGUGGUUACUACUUAUCUGUGUUUCUGGAACUCUCAGCUGGCUUGCCAGAAACUUCCAAAUACGAAUACCGUGUAGAGAUGGUUCAUCAGUCCUGCAAUGAUCCUACCAAAAAUAUCAUUCGAGAAUUUGCAUCUGACUUUGAAGUUGGAGAAUGUUGGGGUUAUAAUCGAUUUUUCCGUUUGGACUUACUUGCAAAUGAAGGAUACUUGAAUCGACAAAAUGAUACAGUGAUUUUAAGGUUUCAGGUUCGUUCACCAACUUUCUUUCAAAAAUGCCGGGACCAGCAUUGGUAUAUUACUCAAUUGGAAGCUGCACAGACUAGCUAUAUCCAACAAAUAAAUAACCUUAAAGAGAGACUUACUAUUGAGUUGUCUCGAACUCAGAAAUCAAGAGAUUUGUCACCACCAGAUAAUCAUCUUAGCCCCCAAAAUGAUGACACUUCUGAGACACGAGCUAAGAAGUCUGGAUCAUGUGCUGACAUGCUUCUCCAAGAUGGUCCUACUACAGCUUCUGUAAGAGAGGCCAAGGAGGAUGAAGAAGAUGAGGAGAAGCUUCAGAAUGAAGAUUAUCAUCAUGAGCUUUCAGAUGGAGAUCUGGAUCUGGAUCUUGUUGGUGAAGAUGAAGUAAAUCAUCUCGAUGGCAGCAGUUCUUCUGCCAGUUCCACAGCAACAAGUAACACGGAAGAAAAUGACAUUGAUGAAGAAACCAUGUCUGGAGAAAAUGAUGUGGAGUACAACAACAUGGAAUUGGAAGAGGGAGAACUCAUGGAAGAUGCAGCUGCAGCAGGACCUUCAGGUAGUAACCAUGGCUAUAUGGGUGCCAGUAGCAGAAUGUCAAGAAGAGCACAUUUAUCCUCUGCUGCUACCAGUAGUUUAUUAGACAUUGAUCCUUUAAUAUUAAUACAUUUGUUGGACCUUAAGGACCGGAGCUGUAUGGGAAAUCUGUGGGGCUUACAGCCUCGCCCACCUGCUUCACUUUUGCAGCCCACAGCCUCAUGUUCUCGAAAAGAUAAAGACCAAAGGAAGCAGCAGGCAAUGUGGCGAGUUCCUUCUGAUUUAAAGAUGCUAAAAAGACUCAAAACUCAAAUAGCUGAAGUUCGAUGUAUGAAAACUGAUGUAAAGAAUACACUUCCAGAAAUAAAAAGCAGCAAUGCUGCUUCUGGAGACAUGCCGGCAAGCCUUCUUUCUGCUGACCAGGCAGCUCUGGCUGCAUGUGGAACCGAAAACUCUAGCAGAUUACAGGAUUUGGGAAUGGAGCUCUUGGCAAAGUCAUCAGUUGCCAGUUGUUACAUACGAAACUCCACAAAUAAGAAGAGUAAUUCACCCAAGCCAGCUCGGUCCAGUAUAGCAGGUAGUCUGUCACUUCGAAGAGCAGUAGACUCUGGGGAAAAUAGCCGUUCAAAGGGAGACUGUCAAACUCUGUCUGAAGGCUCCCCAGGAAGCUCUCAGUCUGGGAGCAGGCACAGUUCUCCCCGAGCCUUGACACAUGGCAGUAUCAGUGACAUUCUGCCAAAAUCUGAAGACCGGCAGUGUCAAGCUUUGGAUUCAGAUGCUGUUGUGGUUGCAGUUUUCAGUGGCUUACCUACUAUUGAAAAAAGGAGAAAAAUGGUCACCUUGGGGACUAGUGUUAAAGGAGGUCAUCUGGAAGGAAUGCAAAUGACUGAUUUGGAAAAUAAUUCUGAAACUGGGGAAUUACAACCUAUACUACCUGAAGGAGCUUCAGUUGCCCCAGAGGAAGGAAUGAGUAGCGACAGUGAUAUUGAAUGUGACGCUGAGGACGAGGAGCAGGAGGAGCGCGCCAGCCUGGGCAGAUUUAGCGACUCCUUCAUGGCACGGCUGCCAGAUGAAGAUACACAUUCCAGUUUUCCUGAUGGUGAACAAAUAGGCCCUGAAGAUCUCAGCUUCAAUACUGAUGAAAACAGUGGAAGGUAAUUUUCAAAUCAAGAAAACUGACUUGCAAGCUACCUUGAAUUUUGCUGUAGUUGGUGCUCAAAUUUGUCAACAGUCAGAUUAAUCAGAUUUGGUCUUAUUUUUUUCAUCAUCUCUACUUGAAAUAGUAAUUCUGAAACUUUAGAAAGUAGCACAAUUCUAGUGUAAGACAUUAGUACACAGGAAAAAGUUGUGUGGGAAGAAUCCUGUGUAAUGUAAUGAAAUAACAGUGUAGCCUCAAUUAAUUUAGUAAAUAGUAUAUUCAUAAAAGGCAGUUUGUCUGCUGUAACAGGAGGGCAAUUAACUGCCAGGAAACGUACCUGGAGACAGUGCAUGCACUCAGUAACCUGCUCAGCAUCGGUGCUCUUCUGUCUUGGCUAGACACUCAGUUGUGUUUAAAUGACCACCUUUAUAUUUUGGGUUUUAAUUAUAGUUUAUAGUUUCACUAGUGCCUGUAGAUUAGUGAGCAGAAAUAUUACUAAUGUGUAGAUUCUUCCCUGUAGACACUUUAUGUGAAUAACUGAAGUAACACUAGACUGAAUCUCCUCUUCGGAAUAUGUUGACUGACUGAGGUUAAUUUAUUUAUCUUUUCUUGUUUGUUCAAGUGCAGGCACACUAAUUAAUGACACCUAAGCUUUCGUUUGUGUGACCUUUACAAAUGUAAUUUUAAAUGAAUUAAGUUAAUAUGGAUUGGUUAUGUUUCUGGUCGUAUGAACACAUGUAAGAACAAUUUAAAAUUAUUUCGUUUUUUCUGCUUCUUACUAAACUAUUAUAAUGUAACGGGUAUUUUAAAACCCUGUUUUCUCCUUUAUUUUCAUUAGUUGGACAUUGAUUUCAGUGUCAAUACAUUUAAAGAUUCCUAUAUAUUGUACUGUGGCUUACAUGAAACUGUGGUAUAAAGUUUAGUUUCAUACUCAGAAUUAGUCCAAAAUAAUUGCCAAACUUUAUCAUUGUGCUCUUGCAUUUGUUUUUGAGCUGCUAUGCUAUUUGUGAAAAUUACACUGAAAGUUGACUAAGAGACUUUUGUAAAAGCAUGAACAUAUACACGUGAGAGGCAUCUCAUCUGCUUAUUUUUUACUUAAUGAAUAUUGUUCCCCUUUCCAUGUCUAGUGUCUUGCCGAAUGCUGUGUGAUUCAUGGUUUGCUUUUCUUCAAAACAGUUGGCACUUUUUGUUAAUAAAAUGAUGCUGAGAAAA
This is a messenger RNA of Lipotes vexillifer (Yangtze River dolphin), 4552 nucleotides long. It is a transcript of the gene TRIM37, whose product is annotated as tripartite motif containing 37. Gene Ontology annotation, biological process: protein autoubiquitination; protein monoubiquitination; aggresome assembly. The transcript is spliced from 24 exons. Bases 469 to 3360 code for a protein of 963 amino acids. The record is from RefSeq and is a predicted model, not a curated record. Gene Ontology annotation, molecular function: zinc ion binding; ubiquitin protein ligase activity; tumor necrosis factor receptor binding. Gene Ontology annotation, cellular component: ESC/E(Z) complex; aggresome; peroxisomal membrane. NCBI's taxonomy places the organism in Eukaryota, Metazoa, Chordata, Mammalia, Artiodactyla, Lipotidae.